Messenger RNA from Dibothriocephalus latus, 495 nucleotides. Lineage: Eukaryota; Metazoa; Platyhelminthes; Cestoda; Diphyllobothriidea; Diphyllobothriidae. The record is from the annotation of a GenBank genome assembly.
AUGGGUUACAAGGAAACCCCAUAUGGACCGAAAAUGUCCCUUUACAAGUUGGAGCAAACAUAUGUGUUUUGUGUAGUCUUCGGCCGUUGCGUGGUGUCGCAUAAGUCUAUCAACGUCGGUAACCUCGCUGAUUGGCUGUUCGUCCAAGUCUGCCACGCUGCUGACAUGCUUGAGCUUGUGCAGUACAUGCAAGAUAAGGACCUCUGUCGGAAAACCGGCUUGACGGCGAGCAUACUUUGCCAGUUACAUAUCAGUCAACUGCAGCUUUGUUUCAGCAGGACCAAAGGAAGCCACGGUCGCAAUCGUUGCAGCCAAUUAUCGGAAAUAAUUUGUCCCCUCAUGCUGCUGGACGUACCCUUUUUAUUUCUGCGGCUCAAACUGUAUUAUUCCUAUGAGUAUAUUAACUUUCAGCUCGUCUUCUACACCAUGAAAAACAUGGGUUUCAUUCUUGCAACGUUGAUUGAUGCCAUUUUAGUUGUUGUGUACAAAAAAUAA